Papaver somniferum (opium poppy) is the source of this 765-nucleotide messenger RNA. RefSeq lists its product as uncharacterized. The transcript has a single exon. Lineage: Eukaryota; Viridiplantae; Streptophyta; Magnoliopsida; Ranunculales; Papaveraceae. The record is from RefSeq and is a predicted model, not a curated record. The coding region runs from base 1 to 765 and encodes 254 amino acids.
AUGGCUCUGGUCCAGACUCUGGCAUCCCAAAUACCAACUAUCAAAUUCCGGCACUUAGGCAGAAAGGAACUCAGGCACGCUGACGCCUUAGCUUAUAUAUCAUCCAUGCUGAGAGAAGAAGGUAUCAAGGCAAUCAAGAUAACUAGAGUAUACGAACCCUCAGUCAUCCCUCAGGAAGCCUUCGCUGCAAAUCGUAAAGACGAUGUAGGGGAGGAUAUCGCUGACGAUGACGUAGGAGAAGACAUAACUGACGACUUUCAUGAAGAAAAUAUCAUGAAAAGAGCCAACGAAGACGAAGAUUUCAAGAACGAAGAAGAUUGGAGAACCGAAGUUCACCUUUUCCUCAAAGAAGGGACGCUGCCUGCGGACUUCAAACAAGCUAGGAAGGUGCAGUCGAAGGCAGGAAGGUAUGACCCGCGGGAUGGAAUCUUAUACAAAAAGUCUUUCAUUGGACCAUUGUUACGCUGCCUGUCACGAGAAGAAGGGCAUCGGGUGUUGAAAGACAUACACUACGGAGACGCGGGCAACCAUAACGGAAUGAGAUCGUUAGCAGAUAAGACAAAAAUGCAGGGGUAUUACUGGCCAACAAUGAUACGAGAUGCUGCGAGAAUGUCAAGGAGAUGUGAGGAAUGCCAGCGCUUUGCUAAAAGAAUCCACGCACCUGCAACAAAACUGAAUUCGGUGGAUAGUCCAUGGCCUUUCUCAAAGUGGGGCAUAAAUAUCGUGGGACCCCUGAUCGAAGGAUCGGGAAAAGAUGAUUCUUGA